AUGGCUCUCUACUCAUCGGCACCGCCAGAACGGCCAUUCAGCGAUGCAAAACCGACAUUGCUCGUGGCUUGGUGGACAACGCUCUUUUGCACCUGUCUCAUUCUGCUUCGCCUUUCUGGGCGGUAUAUUCGAGUAGAAAAGCUCUUCGUCGAGGACAGGAUCACAGCAUUGGCAUUGUUGCCAUUGUACCUCCGCAUUGGGUGCACCCACGUCGUGCUGUUAUACGGAACGAACAAUAUUGAGCUUUCUGGACUCGAGCUCUCGCCCGAGGAGGUUCAUCAGAGAACCAUUGCCAGCAAGGUUGUGCUUGCUGGGAGGAUAUUCCAUGCUGCCACGCUAUGGACACUCAAAUUCACCACGCUCGAGUUUCUCAACCGACUAGCAGGUGCUUCGUCAAAAAAGGUCUACAAAAUACUCAUCAAUAUCCUCAGGAGCCUCCUUGCAGCGUCAUUUGUGGCCAUCAUAGUGAGCGACCUCGCGGAAUGUCGACCAAUAUCUCAUUACUGGCAACUCGUUCCCGAUCCAGGACCACAGUGUCGCCAAGGCGUGGCACAGCUUCUCACAAUGGGAAUCUCCAGCGCAGUCCUCGAUGUCAUGCUCAUCGUCUUCCCAAUCCCGAUCAUCAUUUCAACUCGCAUCGCUACACGACGCAAGGUCUUGCUGUCGAUGCUGUUCUGCUUUGGCUUUCUGACUGUGGGUAUCACUAUCUACAGAAUACCUGAAACGAUCAAAGAGCAUGGGGACCAAAUCGUUCGAUCAAUGUGGGCAUCUGUUGAACUGCUCGCAGCAACUGCAGUAGCAAAUCUGGUUGCUCUUGGCUCUUUCUUGAGGGACAGCGGAGCGAGGAAGAUCAAAUUUCGGCCAAAUUACCACAGCAGCGGUAAUACAGCCUCCCAUCCUCAAGGCCAGGGGACUACAACAAGCGGCUGGCAUCGAGCUGAAGAUGAGGACCGGGCCAAAUCGGACGUCGAGGGUUGGGGAGACCGCAAACAGGCCGAUACCGCAGCUGAUUCCCUAUCGAACAAUGGGGCUUUCCGCCCUCAAUCGUCCAGUGGCAGCGCAGUUAGUCCUACGCAGAGUCAUGACUCGCUCAUCCAGGCAGACCGCGGAUCUUCGAAGGCUGCCCCGAUUUUUAGUCUCGAGACUCCUCGAUCGCCAGAACGCGCGGUGCCUGCCGGAAUGACUAGUCUCAAACGCAGAUAG
Molecule: messenger RNA, 1203 nt
Organism: Trichoderma citrinoviride
Lineage: Eukaryota; Fungi; Ascomycota; Sordariomycetes; Hypocreales; Hypocreaceae
Exons: 2
Coding region: 1-1203 (400 amino acids)
Source: RefSeq, a predicted model, not a curated record